Molecule: messenger RNA, 1205 nt
Organism: Rhopilema esculentum
Lineage: Eukaryota; Metazoa; Cnidaria; Scyphozoa; Rhizostomeae; Rhizostomatidae
Product: transaldolase
Biological process (GO): pentose-phosphate shunt; carbohydrate metabolic process; pentose-phosphate shunt, non-oxidative branch
Cellular component (GO): intracellular anatomical structure; cytoplasm
Molecular function (GO): transaldolase activity
Source: RefSeq, a predicted model, not a curated record
AUAAUACAUUGUCACGCAUGCGUGUGUUCUGUCUUGGAACAAUCUCAAGGCAGAAGGAGGGUAGAACAAGGAAAUUUAGCAAAAAAGAAUGGCAACCAAAAAUGCACUGGAACAAUUAAAAGAGCUGACAACAGUUGUGGCUGACACAGGGGACUUUCAGGCAAUUGCACAAUUUCAACCAACGGAUGCCACAACAAACCCUUCAUUAAUACUCGCAGCAAGUAAACUUCCUCAAUAUGACCAUUUAAUUGAUGAUGCUAUCAAAUAUGGUCAGGCAAAUGGAAAUGAUAUAAAUGAAAAAGUCACUGCUGCAAUGGACAAACUGUUUGUCUCAUUUGGUUUGGAAAUCCUCAAAGUUGUUCCAGGAAGAGUAUCAACUGAAGUUGAUGCAAGGUUAUCAUUUGAUGUAGAGGGCUCAAUUGAGAAAGCAAAGAAAUUUAUUGCUCUUUAUGAAAAGGCAGGGAUCAGCAAAAAAAGAGUUCUUAUCAAGCUCAGCUCAACUUGGGAGGGGAUUCAGGCAGCCAAGGUGCUUGAAGAGCAAUAUGGAAUCCAUUGUAACCUUACAUUACUAUUUGCUUUUGCACAGGCUGUUGCUUGUGCUGAGGCUGGAGUCACAUUGAUUUCGCCCUUUGUUGGAAGAAUUUAUGACUGGUAUGUGAAAAGCACAGGGACAGAAGAUUUUGAACCACAGGAAGACCCAGGUGUCAAGAGUGUGACAGCCAUUUACAACUAUUACAAAAAAUUUGGGUACAAGACAAUUGUAAUGGGAGCAUCGUUUAGAAACACCUCACAGAUUCUAGCAUUGGCAGGAUGCGACAACUUAACAAUCUCGCCUAAAUUGCUAGAAGAACUCAAACAGUCAAAGGUUAUUGUUCCAAGGAUGCUGAGUGACGAGACUGCUCAGUUGAAAGAAAUACAAAAGGUCCAUCUGGAUGAAAAGUCGUUUAGGUGGUUGUUAAAUGAAGAUGCAAUGGCCACUGAAAAGCUUGCAGAGGGUAUUCGCAAAUUUGCUGAGGAUGCUGUAAAGCUGGAAAAUUUCCUCAAAGAAAAGAUGUUGCAAUAACUCAAGGAACUAUAUUCUUUAUAAAGAGCUACCAACAGUGGGCUUAUUUACAAGUAAUAUCAUCAGUAAUAUUCACUGUUAUAUUAUCUGUAUCUGUAUGUGUGAUGUAUUACUGAUAUUAUGUAUAUUUUUUCAAAACAUG